CUUUCGCCUUUCCCUUUCACUCACUUCUCUCCCUCACUUCCUCCGCCUUCGUCUUCCUAACAAGUCUUUAUCUGUAUCGACUCAAGAAAAAGUAUUGGGUGGGGUUUCCGUCGGAGAACCCCUCGAUUCCUUACUUUGGAGGAGUGGAGGCGACGACGAUGAUGAGGAGAUCGGCGAAGCUGGAGGCGGCGCUGUCGCUCGGCCGGAAACGGACACUCCAGGCCCUCUUCGCCGCUGCUCUCCUCUAUGUCGCCUUCGUCUUCGUAUACGAGCUCCCAUUCCUUUCCCGCUGGCACCCCUCGGCCUUCUCCUCGUCCUCCGCCAACGCGGUGAGCCGCCCACUACACCUCGGCGCCGAGGAUCGUCUCGCGCCUCUCCGCCCUUCCCAGCGGCCGCACCGCCUCCCCGGCUUGGCCGGUGGCCCCGCAGGCCUCCGUCUCCCCUCCGACCUCCCGCGACCGCUGGUCGUCGCGGGACUUGAUUUCCGGCCGCUUGACCCCACCGCCGGCGGCCGCGGGCCGUUCUCCGGACUCCACAAGGCUGCGAGGGAUGCGUGGGAGGUGGGGCGAAAGCUGUUGGAGGAGCUAAAGGCGAUGUCUGUGGCGGGAUCAGCUUCGGUGGAGGACGAGAACCGGACGGAGGAGAGAUGCCCGCAGUCGAUCGUGCUCUCCGGGGAGAAAUUCCUGGAGCUGGGGAUGGUGAUGGUGCUCCCGUGUGGGCUGACAUUGGGAUCGCACAUCACCCUGGUUGCGAAGCCGUACCGGGCCCAUGCGGAGCAUGACCCGAAGAUUAGGACCUUGAACGAAGGGGAGCAGGCGAUCAUGGUGUCGCAGUUCAUGAUGGAGCUGCAGGGGCUCAAGACGGUGGACGGGGAAGACCCUCCCAGGAUCCUCCAUCUCAACCCUCGGCUGAAGGGAGACUGGAGCGGGAAACCAGUGAUCGAGCAGAACACGUGCUACCGCAUGCAGUGGGGAUCGGCCCAACGGUGCGAGGGUUGGAAGUCGACGGACAACGAGGAAACCGUCGACGGACUAGUGAAGUGUGAAAAGUGGAUCAAUGAUGGCGACGACAAGGAGGAGUCGAAGACAGCAUGGUGGUUAAACCGUUUGAUUGGUCGGACGAAGAAGGUUUUUAUUGAUUGGCCAUACCCAUUCGUAGAAGAAAAGCUCUUUGUUCUAACUUUAAGUGCUGGAUUGGAAGGUUAUCAUGUCAAUGUUGAUGGGCGACACGUGACCUCUUUUCCUUAUCGCACUAGUUUUGUUCUUGAGGAUGCCACUGGCCUUUUGGUGAAUGGGGACCUACAUGUCCAAUCCAUUAUUGCUGGUUCAUUGCCCACAUCUCAUCCUAGCUUUUCUUCACAAAGGAAUCUAGAUUUGUCAGCAGAAUGGCAGGUCCCGCCGAUACCUGAUGGACCUGUAGAACUUUUCAUUGGAAUCCUUUCUGCAGGCACCCAUUUUGCAGAGCGUAUGGCUGUCAGGAAGUCAUGGAUGCGUACAGUUAGAGAAUCAUCUAAUAUGGUGGCUCGAUUUUUUGUUGCUCUGCACCCAAGGAAGGAAGUGAUUAUUGAGCUGAAGAAAGAGGCAGAGUUCUUUGGUGACAUUGUUAUAGUGCCUUUUAUGGAUAGCUAUGAUCUUGUCGUUCUCAAGACUGUUGCGCUAUGCGAAUAUGGGGUUCGUACUGUUUCUGCUCGUUAUAUAAUGAAGUGUGAUGAUGAUACCUUUGUUAGAGUUGAUGCAGUCAUGAAUGAAGUCAAGAAAGUCCCCAGCAAUAAAAGCCUGUAUGUGGGUAACAUAAAUUACCACCACAAGCCAUUGCGAGAAGGGAAAUGGGCUGUAACAUAUGAGGAAUGGCCUGAAGAAGACUAUCCACCAUAUGCAAAUGGUCCUGGAUAUGUUUUGUCUACUGACAUUGCACGCUUCAUCGUAUCUGAAUUUGAGAAACACAAAUUAAGGUUGUUUAAAAUGGAAGAUGUGAGCAUGGGCAUGUGGGUUGAGCAGUUCAAUCACUCCAAAGCAGUUGAAUAUAUACACAGUCUCAAGUUCUGUCAGUUCGGAUGCGUAGAUGAUUACUACACUGCACACUACCAGUCUCCGAGGCAAAUGACAUGCAUGUGGGACAAGUUGCAGUCAGGGAAACCUGAGUGUUGUAACAUGAGAUGACAUCAAUGUGAUAUGGGAAGGCAAAGUUUUAGCAGUUCUUCAGCCAUGUUCAUCUGAGUUGACAAGCUGCUCUAAUGGUGCUUACGAAUUCGUUUAUUAUUUCUUUUUUAUUUUUGGUCACUUUGGUUUAGAUGGUGACGGUCGAUGAAGAGCUACUCCGCGGCUUCUACAUACUAAGAAGAAAAUGUGCAGCUCGAACUACAACCGACGACUCUAAUGAGAAAUUGUGGUGGCUUUAGAUCCGAUAUGGUUCAGAAUCCAAUGGCUUCUUCAUGUCUCUCAGAUUCUGUAAAAAUGUGCAGCUCGUGCUACAAACAAUGACUCUACUGAGAAAUUGUGGUGGCUUUAGAUCCGAUAUGGUUCAGAAUCCAAUGGCUUCUUCA
Molecule: messenger RNA, 2542 nt
Organism: Musa acuminata subsp. malaccensis (wild Malaysian banana)
Lineage: Eukaryota; Viridiplantae; Streptophyta; Magnoliopsida; Zingiberales; Musaceae
Product: hydroxyproline O-galactosyltransferase GALT6
Cellular component (GO): Golgi membrane
Molecular function (GO): carbohydrate binding; hexosyltransferase activity
Source: RefSeq, a predicted model, not a curated record